Molecule: messenger RNA, 1766 nt
Organism: Musca vetustissima
Lineage: Eukaryota; Metazoa; Arthropoda; Insecta; Diptera; Muscidae
Product: angiogenic factor with G patch and FHA domains 1
Exons: 10
Coding region: 1-1755 (584 amino acids)
Molecular function (GO): protein binding; nucleic acid binding
Source: RefSeq, a predicted model, not a curated record
AUGGACGAUGUUAGAGAAAUGUCCAAAGAAGACUUGUAUGAAUACAUCGAAAACCUGCACGCUCUUUUGAAGCAACACGACAAGAAACUUAAAAAAUACAAGGAGAAGAUCCGUAAAUUGGAACAUAAAAUCGACCAUAUUAAAGAUAAUGUAGAGAGCAAUAAAUCGUCGGAAACCCUUGGUAAAGAAUCGACUGCCAAAACAGUGGAGAUAACGAAAACAAAGGAAACAGAUGAGAUAUCCGCAGUGGAUGCCUUUAGUUUCGUCGAUGAAAUGCGCCAGGCUGCACAACAAGCACAAAACAUAAGUAAUUUUGUAUAUGAACCAACAUCUGGCUUGUACUAUGAUCAGAAAUCAGGAUAUUAUUAUAAUGCGGAAUAUGGUCUUUAUUAUGACGGCAACACUGGUUGUUAUUAUAGCUUUAAUGAACAAAAGAAUUGCUAUGAAUUCCAUUCACAAGUUCAAGUGCAAGCUUCUAAGUCAAAUGAUAGUCAAGCUGACGAUGAAAUUGACGAGGUUAUCUUCGACGAAUUUGGUGUUGUUACCGACCGUGACAAAUUGAAAAAGCUGAAAGAAGAGAAAGAACGUGUGGAAAAAUCUAGGAAACAUAAGAAGAAAUCCACGAAAGAUGAGGGUAAGGAAGAUAAACACUCAAAGAGAAAAAAAUCUCACAAAAAACGAAAACGCACGAAACGAGAAUCAGCUGGAUCACACAGCGAUUCAGAUGGUGAGAAGAGGAAGAAAUGUAGAACAACUCGUACAGAUAUGGAAGAUGGUGAAAUUUCAACAAAUUCCAGCAGCUCAUCCGAUUCUUCUCAAAGUGAUUCUGAGAACGAAGAUAGGGAAAAAGUACAGAUAUUCAAAACUGUUGGAAGGUUUCAAGAUAUUGCUAAAAAGUAUCCACCAUCAUUACGCAUCAUUGUGCAGGAAUCUAACCUAGAGGGACUGAAGGUUGGCAGUCUCAGUUUAAUAACAUUCAAAGGUGGUAGUCUCGGACGUGAAGGAAAUCACGAUGUCAUAAUACCAGAUGUCAAUGUUUCAAAGUUUCAUCUCAAAUUUAGCUACGACCAUAAAAAAGGCAUUUACAAAUGUGUAGACUUGGGCUCUCGUAACGGUACCAUAUUAAAUGGUACACGCAUGUCUGCCUCAAAGACUGAAAGCGAAUCAUAUGACUUGGUACACGGUAGCGUACUACAGAUUGGACAGACAAAACUACUAUGUCAUGUACAUGAGGGCAACAGUACAUGUGGUCUCUGUGAACCGGGCUUGUUAAUAGAGGCGACUCGUGAAGUUACUGCAGGUCCAACUCUUUCACACAAGGAACAACUAAAAAAACUCCAAAGGAAAUACGGUUUGGAGAACGAAAAAUUCACUGACGGUCAACAAAAUGCAGGAAACAGUAGUUACCAAGAUAGAGCUGCAACGAGGCGUUUAAAUGUUGGCAGCAGUUCCGAUAAGGAAAAAACACAAGUUGCUUCUGUGGAUACUGCAAUUUCUAGUGAAAACAAGGGCUUUAAAAUGCUGUCGAAAUUGGGAUGGAAUAAAGGUGAAACAUUGGGUAAAUCUCAGGCCGGUGGUCUUUUAGAACCGAUAAAUGUCGAAGCCAAUACCGGCACAAAGGGUUUAGGCUGUGAUGAUCCCACUGCUGGCAUAUCCCUAAAUCCAUCUGUUAAAAAGAAAUUUGAGUUAAUACAAAAGACAAAAGAGCGUUAUCAAAAAGCUGAUAUUUUUAAUAUAAGCGAUGAUAGUAAUUAAGUAAAUACAAA